Messenger RNA from Ceutorhynchus assimilis (cabbage seed weevil), 4058 nucleotides. The record is from the annotation of a GenBank genome assembly. NCBI's taxonomy places the organism in Eukaryota, Metazoa, Arthropoda, Insecta, Coleoptera, Curculionidae.
UUUUGUAAUUUGUAAUCAAACUACUAUUUUCAUUGUUGACGUUGGCCAACAACAGGCCAACACAAAUGAGAAUCAUUACUUAAUUACCUUUUUAAUUUCUCUACUGGCCAUAGGCUAGCACCAGCAGUCAGCAGCAAAUAGGGCAGUGAACUUUAAUGAGAAAUUGUCCGCUGAUAAGAACUUCCUUUGAAUAAUUGUAUUUUGAAGGGAGAAAAUGUCCACGAAUUAUCACCGAAGAGAUUACAGGCGACAGCCCUCCAGUAAUUUCACCUAUGUGAGCCCUUGUGUGAAGUAUCUGAUAUUUUUAUUAAAUUUUAUUUUCUGGUUAUUUGGUGGUCUCUUAAUUGGCAUAGGCCUUUAUGCCUUUGUGGACAAAUGGCAGUUAACUGGAUGGGUCAAGUUGGAAAAUGUAUAUGAUGUCAUACUGAAUGUAUCUUUAGUUAUGGUCAUAAUGGGUGGAGUAGUAUUUAUAGUCAGCUUUGCUGGUUGUGUAGGAGCACUUAGGGAAAACACUUGUUUGCUCAAAUUUUAUUCACUAUGCCUGUUGAUCUUCUUUCUGGUGGAAAUGGGUAUUGCAAUCUUGGGAUUUGUAUUUCCACAUUCCAUGCAGUCGGUUUUAGAAGAAAACUUUACUGAUAAAAUUAUUCAUACCUAUCGUGAUGAUCCAGAUUUGCAAAAUUUUAUAGAUUUUGCCCAACAAGAAUUCAAAUGUUGUGGGUUGAGCUCAGAAGGCUACAUGGAUUGGUCGAAGAAUGAAUAUUUCAAUUGUACGUCGCCCAGCGUAGAACACUGCGGAGUUCCCUUUUCAUGCUGCAUCAAUGCUACAGAUUUAAGUUCGCGCUUAGUUAAUAUAAUGUGUGGAUAUGGAGUACAGACUUUAUCGGUUGCUGAAGCUAGCAAAAAAGUUUGGACCUCUGGCUGUAUAGAAAUUGUGCGGACCUGGGCAGAAGGAAACUUAUACACCAUAGCAGGCAUAGCUCUGGGAGUCGCUCUAUCCCAACUAUUUGUCAUCUAUUUAUCAAAAACAUUGGAGGGUCAAAUAGAAUUGCAAAAAUCCAGUUAUUAUCGCUCAUUGCAGACAAAUAUUCUUUGGACGUAAAGGACAAAAACAAUUCUAAACAGUAUGAAAUUAUAUUAUUUUAAUUUGAAUUAAGAAAUUUACAGAAUCUAUUCUGAGUGUGAUAAAAUUAAAUUUUGGAUUUUAAGUAAGAGAUUAUUGCUGUUUAUUAUGCAAUUGUAUAUAUUUUAAUUAUUAACUUUAUAAUAUAAUUCGAAUAGAGAUAGUCCAUGAUAUUAUAAUUAUUGACAAAGCUAAAUGUUUUGUUAUCAACUAUUUGUAAAAUAGGUUAUUCAAAAUUAAAACUUUUUUUGUAAUCAAAACUGGAAUUUGAUGAAUUAAAGUAAUUUUUCCCUGUUGCCAGAAACACAUAGGUACCUUUGCAUAGGCAUGAGAAAAAUUGACAAAUAACUUUUUAAGUAAUUUUGCAAUAAACCUUUGUUGUGUCAGGCAACGUUCUGUACCUCAGAAGUAAAGUGUAUUAAGUCAUAAUAUUAUAAUUUUUCAGGAGAGUGAAAAAACAAUUGUAAAUCCCGUAAAUUAGGUAUCUCUUUGACACCCUAUAAUUUAGUGAUCUGAUAUUUCGCUUAUGGAAUUAUGUCUUAGUGACGUAAUAAGAAUUAUUAUUUGAUUUAGAAAAAAUGCCAGUACUAAUUAGUUUUAGUGACUUAACAUACUUUACCACUAGUGAAGUUGAUAAUGACAUGCGACUUAAAACAUAUUUUAGUGACAACAUAGUUUACCUGUAGUAAAUUAGGACAAUUUUGAUGUCGCCCAAUGGAAACCCUGUUUCAAGACAAAGGUUUUUUAGAAUUAUUGGGUAAUAGACAAUAAAUGAUGUGAAAAAAUUGGGAUUAAAAAAAGAUUUUUCAAAUAUUCUUGAUUAUGAAAUGCAAAAAAAAAAUUAACAUUUUUAUGAAGAUGAAUGAGUGAUGCCGAAGUAUUUUAUUUAUUCCCCGCCUCAUAGUGGAAGUUCUGGUUUUUAUGACGAUAAGGUGCAUUCAAUUUAUCUUAUACCAAAGUUUUAUCCAUCUUCUAUAUUAUCAUUGUACAAUGAUAUUAUCUUAGUGAGUGAGGUAUAAUUUCAUAACAUUUUCAAAUUUCAAUAAUUAUUUCUAUUGGAAUUUCACCAAUAGUAAUAAUAACAAUCAAAACAACAAUAAAGACCAUGUUAAUUCUACUAAGAACCACUGCCCACUGAAAAUUUCGGAGGGAUUUUAUAUUAAGUACGUUCUUCUGGAGAAAAAUUUGCGAGGUAUAAUAUACUAAGUUAUUUUAGUACAAUUUACCUUUGAGCUUGGUGAGUGACUUGAUACAGGUUCCAACUGGGUAUUUCGGUUGUCCUUAAAGCUAGGUGUAUGAAUUUUUUUUCAGAGGUCAAGUAAUUAGAAGUAGUAUUCAGCUAAAAACCCAUUUUCGAAAAAAAGUGACUUAAUACAGUUUACCUCUGAGGUAAAGAUAUUGUAUUUUGGGUUGAAAUUUUGAUUUAUAAAUUGAAUAAUACAGUAUCAGAAUGGUAAGAUUUUACCAUAUUUAGCCUUGUCCUAAAACUAUAGAUCUAUGUGCUGUAGAAGACUAUAAAAUCAAAAAAUGGGUGGGUGAAAUAACAAGACCGCAAUAAAAGAGUAAAAAAUACUAUGUUUAUUAUACUAAUUAAUAUUAUGUAUGUUUUUUUUUGUUAAAAUAUUGCACAUUUUUACUAUCAACGAGUGCAACGUAGUUAGGCAGAUCAUGUGCUAUGAACUAUCCAUUCAAUUGGAGUGUUGGUGUACAAAUUACUGGAUGCAUUUCAAAAAACCAGAAUCAUAAUUUGUAGUGCAUUAUUAUUAUUAUUUGGAAAAGAAAAUGAUCAAUUAUAGUAAAGGACAAAGCUUCAGAAACUUGUAAGAGUCAGAAAUCAUACAAAACGCAUUUCCAUCAUUUUGAUAAUUUAAAACUAUCAAAUAAUAAUCAACUGACAACAUACGAGUUCAUGUUUUUUUGUAGUAACAGUGGCGUACCCAGAAAAAUGUAUUGGGGAGAGGCAAACCAUGCCCGCCGCCGUAGUAUUGGCCGGCGAAGCCAGAAAAUUUUGGGAGGGGGCCCAUGCCCAAUUUUGACCAAGAAGUCGUUAAAAUCGUUAAAAGAACAAGGAUUUGGCGCCCUCUUAAAUGGCAAAUGGCAUGUUAUUAAUUAAAUAUUAAACUUUGUUUUCAAAAAUUUGUUUUUGCGGUCUUUUUCAAGUCUUUUGUAAACUCUACAGGAUUUCCGAAUCGGCUAAAUCUGUCCGCCAAAGCUGUGACGUCAGCUGCAGUCCUUUAUUGGCGCGUUUACUAUGUAAAUGCAUGCAAAAGAUGUGAAACUUGCAGUAUUUUUAUGGAUUAUGAUCAUGAAUAUCUAAAGUAGGUAUCACCAUUUGGCUUUGUGAAAUAAGUACUUACUUUAAAUGUCCUCAUUAUCAUUAUCAUUUACUAUAGUACUUAUUGAAUUAUUGAGUAAUAAUUAAGAAGUAGGUAGAGACAGUAAAAAAUGAAACACACUAUUGCAGCCUUGUUUGACUUAUAUUUUGAUAUUUAGAAAUGCAAAAAUUAAAUCAUUAUUGCACAAAAUCAUACAUACAACCUUGUGUUUUUUGACAAACAGAGAAACUUAUUAACCAUGAAACAUUUAUUUGGCCAAUGGUGAUUUAGUAAAUGCUAAGUGCUUUAUGGCGUUCGAACUAUACCUAUACCUAUAUUUUUUAAUAAUUAUUACAGUAAACAAAUACUUAUAUUAUACUGAGUAACAUAUUAAAAAUAGGUAAUUAAUAACAUAAACAUAUAAUAUGUGCAAGGAUAAUACACACUAUACUACUAAGGAUUGCUUAUCGCCCUCGUUUUUGGUAAUCGCCGCCAUUAUUGGUGUAUCACCAUUUCCGACGUCAUAACUAAGUCGUCAGCUGUUUGCACUAGCGGUCGUAGUUUAGAAUUUAAAUUUAUGAAGAAAAUUAUGUUUUAAUUUUGAUUAACAUAGGUAAUAGGCA